Molecule: messenger RNA, 7235 nt
Organism: Drosophila novamexicana
Lineage: Eukaryota; Metazoa; Arthropoda; Insecta; Diptera; Drosophilidae
Gene: Doa
Exons: 12
Biological process (GO): protein phosphorylation
Cellular component (GO): nucleus
Molecular function (GO): ATP binding; protein kinase activity
Source: RefSeq, a predicted model, not a curated record
AUAUUGGCAGCCGCGAUGUCAAACGAACUAAGCGAACUGAUCGCCCUCAGCUGCGCGGAUCUCACUGCCCGACCGGAGGGCAGUGGCCAGAUCCAGUUAAUUAUCGAUUCAGAGCGUCGCCUGAGCAUUAAGCAAAUGACGGCCACGGAGCUAGCCAAUCUUCGCGCCGCAGCUGCCGCCGAGGCCGAGGCACAGGCUCGUGCCCAAGCCGAGGCCAAGGCGCGCGCACUGGCCGAGGAGCAGGCGCGUCGGGCCGCUGAGAUAGAGGCGCAGGCGCGAGCACGAGCCGCUCUUGAAGCUGAGCAGCAGCUGCAUCGUGUCAUGGAGCGACAGCGGCUGGAAGCGGAGCAACAGAGGCAACAGGACGCCACACCGAGUCCAUCGCACAAGGGCCUUUUGCCGGCUGCUGAGGCGCCACGUGAUCGUCUCAUUUCACUGCCCAACAUUUUGGAUGAUGCAAUGGAAAUGCAUUUGAUGAACGCAGGCGAGGGCAAUGCCAUCUCUGGCGAUUCCUCGCCCACCAAGAGCAACUCGCACCUGGCCGACUCCAUUGAGUUGCUGCGCAUGCAGCGGGCAGCUCGAGCCGCACGCUCCCAUCAUCGCAGCCGCGAGCGCAGCACGUCGCCAGCAGAGCGAAACCACGAGAGAAGCGCUGCACCCGAACGCCUGCACAGCUCGAGCAUCAGCAGCAUGGACUCUGCGCCCGCCAGCGGCAGUGUAAGUGUCAGUCGCCGCGGCAGCAACGCCAGCGCCAUGAGCACUGAUCUAGCAGCGGAGCUGGCAGCGCCGUCUAAGUUUCCGCUGUCGAAGACGGUAUCGGCGCCAAACAUGAAUCGCCGCCGCAGUAGCUUAUCUGCGCUCUUUCCCGGCCCUGCACCGUUGGUGGCACCUGAACCGAUGCUACACACCAAUCCUGAGAUGCCGCCGGCAAGGGACGCACAACGUCCGGGUGGCCAGGAGGAUGGAUAUCGUGAAAUACCCAGCGGUAAAAUGGUGCAUCGCACAAAGACACCCCCGCCCGUGGGUGCCAAUUUGGGUGUGUGCCUCAAGCGGGUGACAGCCCCAAGCGGCUCGGUUACCAUCAAGCCCAAGGAUGCGCCUAUGCUGGGCGUAGUGCUGCGCAAAGUAGAGAAGAAGACGGCACCACAGAAGAGCGUGCUGGACGAUGACAAGCCCCUCUAUCACCUGUCCAUUGUGCGCAGCGAUAACAAGGAGUACAAGCCGGCGCCAAAGCCAAAGCCGAAGCCUGCACCGCCGGCGGCAAAGCCAUCGCCGGGUGGAAUUCUUACCGGGCCACAAGUGGUGCGGACCGUCAAUCGUCCGGCGGUUGUGGCCAAACCGCAGCGCCCACAACCAGGGGUGCCCAUAACCAUAACGAGAAUCGAGGGCGAUAAGAUUAUAAUAAUCAAAAAGAUAAUUGUGCCGAAGAACAGUAAGAUACCGGAACAGUAUCUGCAGGUUGUUGCUUAAAUGAGUCAAGAUGCUGGCAAAACCGCCGCCGUCAAAUCAGCCCAGCCGGAGGCACAGACUGCGCUUGCUGCCGCCACUGCCGCAUGCCCCAGCGUCGCAAUGAGACCAAAUGGGGACGCAUUUGUGUCGUCAUCUUCGUCGCCGUGCAUAAUGCAAAAACCAACGCCGCCGCCCGCGAGCGGCCAGCAGUUCUUUCAGGUCGUUUCGCCGCAGUUCGCGUCGGUGCUGUCGUCCAGCUUGCCGGAAACCAAAUGUGCGGUUCGCUCGCCCAUCUCUUCGCCGCUGGCGCCGCGCAAGAAUCGACCGCUGCUGCCAGCCAGUCCGAAGUCAACGCCGCCUCUGCCGCGCAAACACCAUCCAAUGGCAUACAAUGCGUCCACUGGCACCAUCACAACACCUGCGCGCCCUAUGGCCACCAUAGCCAGCAGUCCCGCCUCAAGUAUAUCGCUGUCAUCCUGCAGCUCGCCAUCAUCGUCGCCGCCACCGCCGGUGCCGUGCCGUGCGCCCAAGCAAAAGCCGGGUGCAGGCGGCAAAAAUGCUGGGGAAAUCGAUCUGGACAAGCUGCUGCAACAACAGCAACAGCUGGAGGAGAAGUCGGCCGCGGCCACCAGCAGCGCCAAGCUAGAUGCCAAUUUCUAUGACGCUGAGAUCGAGAUGAUGAACAAAUAUUUGAAGAGUCUGCCCGACUACAGUGAACUGGAUCGCAAGCUGCAUCAAGAGUUCCAGGAGUGUGAAGAUCUGUACGAUCGCCUCAAGCGCCAGCAGCAACAGCAACCACUAACCAAAUCCAACUCACAUCAAUCUGUGGCGCCUAAGAAGUCGCAGGCGUCUACGCCAAGCGGUGCCAGUGGCCUCUCCAAAUCAUCCUCCAUUAAUUUCGCCAACAACUUGACCUCCAAUCGGGCGACGCGGCUUGCCUAUCCUUCAAUCUUCGCCCAGGCGAACGCGAACGAGCAGCCCAAGCUGCAGCGUAGCAUAUCCAGCUCGAACAUGCCCAUGGGCACGCCCAGCUGUGGCCCAUUACGCUCACAAGGAGCGCCAAAGAAUGGCCUGCUUACUGACUCGAAUCUGUCGCUUAACAAGCAGCUGAUGAACGAUUUCUGGAGCGAGAACCUCUGCAGCUCACAGAAGCGUCAGACGCCGAAGCGCACGUUUUGGAACUAUGAGAAAAUCUGUGGCGCUCAGCUGGGCGAUGCUGGGCAGCCCUUCAAGGUGGAUGCCAAGACGGCCAAGAAGCUGGCCAUAUUCGAUCCCACGGUCGCCGAGGCGGCCCAGAAGGAGCUGCAAAAGCAGCAGCCGUCUCCGGCACAGCAGCCACACAACCAUCGCCUACAGAAGAACGCCUCGUUGUCGCACUUGGAUCUCAAGGUCAGACAGGCCGUCACCAAAGACGAUCUCUACAAGCUCAUCGUAUGCAACGAACAAUCGCCCACGUCGGCAACGGCGGCGACUACGACGCCUUUCACCAGCCGCGUGCCCGUCAAGCAACAGCUGCCGACGCAGCCGCUGGCAGCUGCUCAACAGCUUAACAAGAGCGUCUCCAUGACGCAUGUUUCCGGCAGUCCGGCGGCGCCUCUGCUGCGCAGUUCGAGUCGCACGCACAUACCCUGCUACAUGAAGCAUCUGCCCUCGCUCAGUCGCAGCACAUCCAACUCGGCAAUAUUGCUGCCCACAACAACGACUGGGACGGCGCAGGCGCGCAAGGAGCCGCCUGCAGUCAAGCAACAGCCAAAUCCAACGAGUAAACCGAAUGCUGGCGUGCUCAAAAGUUCCAGUAGCUCCUGUGUGCCGUCGCCGCGGUGUGCGGCCGCGCUCUUCCGCCGACCCACAGAGCCGGCCAAACAGGCGUCAACAGCUGUUGGGGCAGCUGCACCAGCGCUGGCCACGCCCAUUGCUGAGGCCUCUAACGAAACAAGCGCCUCGCUGGAGCGCAAGUCGGAGAAGAGCAACAGCACAAUCAGCAGCAGUAGCUUUACCGUGACCAACUGCUGCACCACCCAUCUGCCGCAGCUCUCAAAGUUUACCUCAUCCUUUCACAUACCCUCAACGCCAGCAGCAACUACCGCGACAAUAGCUACAGCAACAACAGCAACAGUUGCAGCAACAACAACAACAGGAGGAGGUGGAGGAGGAACAACAAGCUCAUCGGCAGCCACAAAGCGUCAAAAAGACGUCGACAACAAGCUAGAAAAAUGUUUAAAUGACAUGCUAAAGCUAAAGAGCAACAACAACAAUGCAACUGUGUCACAAUCGCUGACAGCUGAACACAAAGAAGAUGCUGCCGUCGUGAUCAAGAGCAGCAGCAGCAGCGGCAGCGGCGCCGGCAAAUUUGCCAGCGAAUCGCAGAUACCCGUGCCAGUGCAGCUGUACGAUCCGCAGAAGCCGCUAAUGCAGCAGCAACAGCAACAAAGGAUGGCCUAUCCCAUAGGCAAAUCCAACUCAACCUCUCAGCUGCCCAUGGGCUAUCAACGUCUACUGCAGCAGCAACAACAACAGCAGCAGCAACAACAACAACAGCAGCAGCAGCAGCCACAGAAUUAUCCGCAGCAAAAGCGUCCAUUCUUAAACUGGAACUCAUUUGCCUGUUCGGUGAUGAAUGGCAGCAGCGAUCCCUUCCAGCAACACCAGCAGCAGCAACAGCAAUAUCAGCCCCACAAGCUGGAGCAAUCCUAUUCCUCCUCGCACCUGGCCAAGCAGGCACCCAAGCCCAGCUCCGGCUUGGCCAUGUUCAUGCACAAGAACACCAACAAGGAGAACAAAUUUGGACAGCCAGUGCAUCAGCAGCAGCCGCAACCAGCUGGCAUGGCUCCACAGAUGUACGGCAGCAGCUACCAGGCGCUGAUCAAUGCGAAGCCCGUUUAUCCACGCGCCGGCGCUGCGCCGCUGACCCAUUCGGCAUCCUUCAGCGCCGCACAGCGACCCAGCAUGAUGCAGCCGCAUAAUUUUGGAAUCGGCAUGAUGAGUCGCAACUACUAUAAUCUGCCCAAGCAACAGCAGCCGCACGAGCGUAAGCCGUUGCAGACCUUCGAUCCGUAUGCGUAUCUGAAGCCCAGUCAGAGCCAGGUGAUGCAGCCGGUCAAGUACCAGGGGCAGCCCCAGCCUCAGCCUCAACCACAUCCGCAUAAGCAGUUUAUCAAUGCUUCCGCUUCGACGUCUGGCGGUGGCGGUGCGACGCUUCAAUACGAUCCGAAUACAAAUACGCAAUUGUUUUAUGGCCCGCUGCCGCCUGCAUCAGCGGGCAUGCAACCGCAGGCAGCGCAGCAACCACAGCAACACCAUCAUCAGCAACAGCAGCAACAACAGCAGCAACAACAACAACAGUCACUACAAAGCAAUUCUGUCAUAUUCAGCCACUCAAAACAACAACAACAACAACAACAACAACAACAACAGCAGCAGCAGCAAAUUGAAAUGUCCAAGUCCGCUCUGGGCCUGCAUUUCAUCGAGACAGCAAAGCCCGUCAUUCAAGAUGAUGCUGAUGGUCACUUAAUUUACCACAACGGAGACAUUCUCCAUCACAGAUAUAAGAUCAUGGCCACACUGGGCGAAGGCACUUUCGGACGUGUGGUCAAGGUCAAAGACAUGGAGCGUGAUUUUUGCAUGGCCCUGAAGAUUAUCAAGAAUGUUGAGAAAUAUCGCGAGGCUGCCAAGCUGGAGAUCAAUGCCUUGGAGAAGAUAGCACAGAAAGAUCCGCAUGGUGAUCACCUGUGCGUCAAAAUGAUUGACUGGUUUGAUUACCAUGGACAUAUGUGCAUAGUUUUUGAAAUGCUGGGACUGAGUGUUUUCGAUUUUUUGCGCGAGAACAACUAUGAGCCGUACUCUCUGGACCAAGUGCGCCACAUGGCCUAUCAAUUAUGCUACUCUGUCAAGUUUCUGCAUGACAAUCGUUUAACCCACACAGAUCUCAAGCCGGAGAAUAUACUGUUUGUUGAUUCGGAUUACACGUCUCACUAUAAUCAUAAAAUUAAUCGCGAAGUGCGCCGCGUCAAGAGCACAGACGUGCGCCUAAUUGACUUUGGUUCGGCCACUUUUGAUCAUGAACACCAUAGCACAAUUGUCUCGACGCGCCAUUAUCGCGCGCCGGAGGUCAUACUGGAGCUUGGCUGGUCACAGCCCUGUGAUGUUUGGUCCAUCGGUUGCAUUCUCUUUGAGCUGUAUUUGGGCAUCACGCUAUUCCAGACGCAUGACAAUCGCGAGCAUCUGGCCAUGAUGGAGCGCAUCUUGGGACAAAUUCCAUAUCGCAUGGCACGCAAUCACACUCUUUACAGCAAAACCAAAACAAAGUACUUCUAUCAUGGUAAGUUAGAUUGGGAUGAGAAGUCCAGCGCAGGACGUUAUGUGCGCGAUCAUUGCAAGCCCUUGUUCCUCUGUCAACUGAGCGACACCGAGGAUCACUGCGAGCUGUUCAGCUUGAUUAAAAAGAUGCUGGAGUACGAGCCCUCGUCGCGCAUCACGUUAGGUGAGGCCCUGCGACAUCCGUUCUUUGACAGGUUGCCACCGCAUCAGCGGGUUGGUGAAACGGGCAUCAGCAAGCAGCCCCUCUCGUCCGGAAGCAGCAGCCGUGAGCGCUCGCACAGUCUGUCCAGAUGAGAAUUACAGCGAUUUGGUUAUUGUUGACAGCAGCAACAACGUUAAUCAAGCACACAACUACAAAUAUGCGUACACACACACAAUGAGAACAGUCAUCAAUCAAUGUAAUCCAACAUUAUUGAGCAGCAGAGCGCAGCGGAGAGCAGCAAACAAUAACAACUACAACUACAAUAAUAUUAAUAUAUUAAUGGCGAACCUUAAUUUAAGUUCUAAAGUCUUAUUUAGAAAUUUUGUAACUUGACUUGUAUGGAAGACAAUUUCUACACAAAUAACCCAAUCGAUUAGUAAAUAUUGUGUGCCUGCUGCACGCGCUGCUCCAUUAGAUCCUGUGCAUUGUCUCAUCCAUCAGCCAAUCGUGUUUUGUUUUGUAAUGAUAACCAAAUCGUGCAUAAUAUUGAUAAUGCGUCCUCCUCUCCCGAUACAGACGCCGCCAACCUAAAUGUAAAUGCCACAGAAGUGUGCACAGUCUUACCUUGAGAUAAAAAAUAGAUCUUCAAACACGACUGCAAUGUUUAAAGAAAAUAUAUAUAAAAAAGAAAAAAAAAAAAGCUACAAUUGUAAAUGUAAUACAUGUAUAAGAAAAUCGAUAAAGCGCUAGUUGAAAUGCAGCUCCAUGUGCAAGCUGUCAUUUGCCAUGGACUUGCUUAUAAUCUGUAAUUAAUUUACUAUUUUUCGAGUGCGUGAGAUGUAAGCUAAUGCAAGCCAUUACACACACACCCAUAGCUAAACCCUUAAAUCGAUAUCAUAUGUAAAGAUCAAUUAUUAUGACGCCUCCGGAGAGGGUCCACAAAAAAGAACAAAAAGCAAACGCAGCGUUUGUUUUUAUAUAAAUUAUGUAGCAGCCAGAACCAUUUUCUCUUAGGAUAUGUUUAAUGUCUAGAAUCGGCGCUGUUUGUUUAGUUUAUUUUCGUCAACAUACACCCAAACACACCCACACCAAUACAUAUACACAUAUAUUUAUAUGAAAAGAGCACUGGCAAGUGGGGAAUGCGAGAAGUAUAUAGAUACAUAUACUUAAAAUACUUAAUUCAAAUGAUUGUGAGUUAGUUUAAUAUUACAUAAAUAUUAAUUAUUACAUUAUUUGCAAUUAAUUAACCCGGUCUACCAGCAUAUAAGAUCUACGAAAAAAAAAAUACAACUAUUAUUGUCAAGUUAUUUAAACUGAAAUAAAUUUU